CGCCAAGUGUUGGCAUUCGUAAGACUAAAGUUCCACGAGCUGGUUGCGUGUGUUUCGAAAGGCACUUUUUUGCUAAUUAAAUAACCUCUAUAAACUUUACCGGUUGUAAUAAAUCAACGAAAAUGGUGUACACAGUGAAAGACAAGGCCGAUUUGGACGCUCAGCUGGCCAGCGCUGGAGACAAGCUAGUGGUUGUGGAUUUCUUUGCCACCUGGUGUGGACCUUGCAAAAUGAUUGCGCCCAAGCUGGAGGAGAUUGCGCAAAAAUUGGCAGAGAAAAUUGUUGUGCUGAAGGUCGAUGUGGAUGAGUGCGAAGAAAUCGCCAUGGAGUUCAAUGUAUCCAGCAUGCCCACUUUUGUGUUCCUGAAGAACAGCAAAAAGAUUGAGGAGUUUGCCGGCGCCAAUGCCCAACGAUUAAUCGACACCAUUGAAAAGCUUUCGGCCUAAAAAGUGUUUUUUGGAAUGCUUUAGUCUCAAUGUCCGCUAAAUUAUUGUCUGACGGAUGAUUUUCCAACACCACACAAAAGACAAUUAAUUUAAUGAUUUUUCUUAUCAUUUUCUUCAUAAUAAUUAGCUAAUUAUUCCAUAGGAUCCAAAGUUCUUCUCUCGAUGUUUCGCACAUUUGGUUAUCAUUUCAUAAAUCAAUAUAUUUAUAUAUAUAUAUAUUUUCUUGUAACGAUAUACUUAAUUGGUGUGUUCAACACUGCAGUGCAGCGAAAGUAAAAAGCAAAUCAAAAACGGAUAAAUAAAAUUCUGAAGUUAAUGGGAUAACAAAGUGGCUUUUAGAAACGUAACUAAAGUAAAACAUUUGCUUUAUUAGCCAGUUAAUAAGUUUUUUGUAUUGGAAUUUUUACAUAGAACACAUUGUACACAAUCGUUUUGAAAUAGAUGAAAUGGAAAAUAAAUAAAACAUACAUAUAUGUGAAACAA
Molecule: messenger RNA, 929 nt
Organism: Scaptodrosophila lebanonensis
Lineage: Eukaryota; Metazoa; Arthropoda; Insecta; Diptera; Drosophilidae
Gene: Trx2
Product: thioredoxin-2
Exons: 3
Coding region: 123-446 (107 amino acids)
Molecular function (GO): protein-disulfide reductase activity
Source: RefSeq, a predicted model, not a curated record